AUGCCUGCAUCUGACACUGUAGAGAGUGUGCCUGACUCAGAUGUUGUUGACGCAUCAAGGCUUGGACUCGUUUACAGUAGCGCCUCCGUGCGCGAGGACGUAGAAGGACUGUUCGAUUAUCGCUGCUGGCAGAGAAGCUGCGUGGAGAAGGACGAGUGCUUCCCUACCCUGGAGGCUCUUCAACGCCACGUAGAGCAAGUGCAUCGACGUCGCUUUUGUUCGACAUGUUUGCGAGGACGCAAAGCCUUCCUCUUUGAGCAACUGCUCUACUCACCGGAUGACUUGCGGAGACAUCACGAAGACGGGGACACGCCGAGCACUGUGGGUCCCAAGUUGCCAACGUGUCCAUCACAUGCCUCUUGUGCUUUUUGCAAGAAAAGCUUCUACUCAGAAGAGGAUCUGUUGGAGCACAUGCAGAUGAAACAUCAGCCCUGCGGCUUAUGCGAAAAGCUGGGCAGAAAAGGCGAAUACUACUACGACUACAACCACCUGUCCUUACAUUACGAGGAGGACCAUUACGUAUGCAAGCACGAGAAAUGCCAACGGGGCUCCCUGCGCCUGGUUGCCUUCAACACAGAAGACGAGUUGUGGCUGCACGAGGUGAAGGCACACUCCGUCAAAAUGUCACAGAAAGCCCGCAGACGAAUCGGGGAUGAAGGCACCACCGUGAACAUCUCGAUGGGCGCCACAUCUUACCGCGAGGAGGCUCCCGCGCCCAAAGCGAAGGCGAAGGCGAAGGCGAAAUCCAAGGCGACGAGUGAUCGCUGGGCUGUGGAGCUGGCCGAAGCUGAGGCCUGCGGCGGGACGGUUCACUUCAUGCGCCCAAGAGGGACGCCGAAGGCGCCGCAGGAGGGCGACUGGCCAAAGCUGCCUGACGGUCCUGGGAGUUCGAGCAUCGACGAUGAAUUAGAGACGAGGUAUCCUCCGCGCGCAGUGCCGAAGGGUCGA
Messenger RNA from Symbiodinium necroappetens, 948 nucleotides. The record is from the annotation of a GenBank genome assembly. NCBI's taxonomy places the organism in Eukaryota, Dinophyceae, Suessiales, Symbiodiniaceae.